Molecule: messenger RNA, 1806 nt
Organism: Mycosarcoma maydis (corn smut)
Lineage: Eukaryota; Fungi; Basidiomycota; Ustilaginomycetes; Ustilaginales
Product: putative 26S proteasome non-ATPase regulatory subunit p58
Exons: 1
Coding region: 1-1806 (601 amino acids)
Biological process (GO): ubiquitin-dependent protein catabolic process; regulation of protein catabolic process
Cellular component (GO): proteasome regulatory particle, lid subcomplex; proteasome complex
Molecular function (GO): enzyme regulator activity
Source: RefSeq, a predicted model, not a curated record
AUGCCAGAGCUAGUCCAGGUUUCCAAGGAGGAUGCAACGGGUGCAUCAGCAGCCGAGACAGCCAAUACCGCUGUCGUCAAGCCUCCCAGCGAGAAGGAGCAGCUCCUCGCACUGCUUCGUCACAACUUUUUGUUGAUCGAGCGUAGUGUGUCGCAUAUCGAGCAGCGCUUCACCGCGCGUGUGCUUCGCACUCUUCCGUACGUCAGGAGAAAGGUCGGCGCCUACCCGGAGGUAUUGGCGCUGGCAGUUCAGGAAGGCAUCCUAGCCAACGGUCAAGACGAUUCAUCGAUCCAGAAGCACUUGCUCUCCUUUUUGCCUGCCCCCUACAAGCCCGAGCCUCCUUCCGCCAGCAAUGCCGGCUCGACUACGACGGCUGCUUCCGAUGCAAUGGAUAUCGAUUCUGCCGAACCUAAAGCUGAAGCUGACAAGGACGCCAAGACGACUUCCGCUGCUGCGGCACAAGCCUCGAAGCCCGCCCAGAGGCAGCCUGAAGCUCAACCCGAGUUGGUUGCCUACCUGCGUCUGCUCACGCUCGUGCUUCUGAUCGACAACAAGAAGCUUGAUGCUGCUUCGGACGAGGCAGUGGCAUCUAUCUCGACCAUCACGGCACAAAACCGUCGGACGCUUGAUCACCUCGCCGCCAAGACCAUCUUCUACCUUGGACGUGCUCAGGAACUCAAGGCGGAGCAGGCGCAGGCAAAAGGCACACGCGUCGAGGGGGGUCUCACUUCUAUUCGAAGCCAGCUGCUUGGCUUGCAGCGAACCGCGUCGCUGCGUCAUGACACUGAGACCGAGGCGACGAUCAUUAAUCUGCUGCUCAGGUCGUACAUUGUCGAGGCCAACUUGUACGAUCAGGCGGACAAGUUGGUAGCUCGUGCUCCAUUCCCGCGAUCGAGCGCCAGCAACCCGCAGGUGGCUAGGUACGAUUACUAUGUAGGGCGUAUUCGUGCGGUGCAGCUCGACUACACGCAGGCGCACGUGCACUUGCAGCAAGCGAUUCGACGUGCUCCUCAAGCCUCGCUUCCACAAGAGUCGGGUAGUGCUGGCAGCGAGGCCGGCGCUAAUGGCAUCGCCGCGACCACUGCGGUUGGCGGAAAGAAGGAGGCAAGCGGCAAGAAAGGCUCUACCACGGUGGGCCAGUCUCAACCUGCAGCUGGUUUCUUGCAGACGGCCUAUAAGUUUUUGGUGGUCGUCGAGCUGUUGAUGGGAGAAAUUCCGGAACGAUCCAUCUUCCGCACCCCGGUGCUGCGCAAAGCGUUGGCACCUUAUAUGGAGAUUGUUCAAGCGGUGCGCGUCGGUGAUCUGCAACGCUUCCAAUCGACGCUGCAACAACACACGACGCUCUUCCAGACGGACAAGACGUUGUCGCUGAUCGUUCGACUUCGACACAAUGUGAUUAAGACGGGGAUUCGGAUGAUCUCGCUCUCGUACUCGCGUAUCUCGCUGGCUGAUAUCACGCACAAGCUACACCUCGAGUCGGAGGAGGACGCCGAGUACAUUGUGGCCAAAGCGAUCCGCGACAACGUGGUGGACAGCCGAGAUACCAGGGUGGACCACGAAAAGGCCGAGAUGGUCAACAGGGAGACCAAGGAUCUGUACGAGACGGACGAGCCCAUGCAGCAGUUCCAGCAGAGGAUCCAGUUCUGCCUGCAGCUGCAUAACGAAAGUGUCAAGGCUAUGAGGUAUCCGUUGAACGGUCAUAAGAAGGAGCUUGAUAGUGUGGCCGAGGCGCACGAGCGUGAGAGAGAGCUGGCUGCCGAGAUCGCGGAUGGCGAGAUGGAUGACAGCGAUGACGAUUGGGCAUAG